Molecule: messenger RNA, 1931 nt
Organism: Juglans regia (Persian walnut)
Lineage: Eukaryota; Viridiplantae; Streptophyta; Magnoliopsida; Fagales; Juglandaceae
Exons: 7
Coding region: 855-1760 (301 amino acids)
Source: RefSeq, a predicted model, not a curated record
UUUUAUCAGAAGAACAAGAAGGAAGAAGCUCUCUGAAGUUUUGCUCUUUUCUCUCUGAUUUUCGCUACGGAUUUUCUUUUUCCUUCUGUCGUGUUUUUAGAUGCCAAAGAAGGUAAUUCGGGAGAGAAUUCAUGAGAACUCUACUGAAAGUCUGAAGGAAGGUCGAGGAUCUGAAGCUUGUGAAGAGGGAGGAAGAAGGAGAUAACAUUUGAAGAGCUUUGGACGGGGUUCCUUAGAAGGAAUUCUAAGUGGAUUCUGUUCUUAUUUGCGUGGCUGAUUGCGAAGAUCGGGUUCGUUUCAUUGAAGAUUACAGAGAGACGGUCGAGAAUUUCGAGUUCAGAGAUACAUUUCGGAUAGAUUUGAGUGGUUUUUAGAAGAAAUCUGGAACCUUUCUAUAAACAAUAAGGAUAAUAUCUCUUUUAGAGAUAUUGGAUUCUUGCAUGGGAGUCCAAGGUUUGGGCUCUGAAAUGUCACCGUUUUGUUGAAUCCCGGUCAUAGAUUUGCAUUUUUGUUAGUUUGAAGACUCGAGAGGAAGGCCCGUUUUCUGUGAAUUCCCUGGGUGACAGUGGCAGAAUCUGUGUGGUGCAGGUGAGAAAUCAUCAUCUAAUGAGAAGAUCGAGGAUUUCUGUGUGGCGGUUUUCAAGUUCAGCUUAGGAAAUUUGAUGUUGGUUCUUGAGGGGCUUUUAUACGGUGAAUCGGAUUUGAAUGCCUUCAACGAAGCAUUGAUUUCUUUGGUUCUUUGUAUUCAGCGUGUCCAACUCUGGAUUUUUUUUGGGAAAAUAAUUCCGAUUUUGGACUUUUAUCUUUUGAAUCAGAGUUGAUAAUUCUCCGCUUUGUACGUUAACGUACAGAAGAUGGAUAAGGACUCUCUGUCUCUGAGGAGCAGCAAUCUUACUAAUAAUGCGAACGCAAUCCAUACAAACGGUAGAGAGACAACCGGAACGGACGGAACCUCGUUGCUGAGACCAGCUGGUUCCGAGACCAUCACACAAACGACGACGUCGUCGGAAUUCGUGUUGCAGUGGGGGAACCGGAAGCGGCUCAGGUGCAUGAAGGUCCAGGUCAAGGACAACGACCCGACCGCCCCGGCUCAAAGGACCACGGUUCGGGUGGACCGGCGGGUCGUGAGGGCCGAUAAGGACUCGUUGAGUCAGCCCGGCGGUGGUAAUCAUGGUAAUGGGUAUUUGAAUCUACGUCAGCGACACCCUUCCCCUCAGCCGCCGCCGCCGCCACCAUCGCAGCGAAUUCUCAGGAACUCGGAGGCAUCAGGUGCGAUGAGAGGACAGAGCAACGGAGUCGCGAGGGGAAUUGCGUCGCCCGACAGGGGUGGUGCCCACGAUAAGAGAGGGAAUCAGGCCAAUAACCAUAGCAUCAACCUUCACCACCACCACCAUCACAACAAUCACAAUGAGAAUAACAAGUCUGCGGCGUCGUCGGAGACUGCGCACGACAGCAAGAAGGGCGGCGGAUCGUCGUCCGGGAGCGGCGAGGCGAUACCCCCGGUGUGGCCACCGAAAUUCGUCAUUGCUUUGACUAACAAGGAGAAAGAGGAAGAUUUCAUGGCCAUUAAGGGGUCCAAACUGCCUCAAAGACCCAAGAAGCGAGCAAAAUUCAUCCAGCGCACCCUCAAUUUGGUUAGCCCAGGAGCAUGGUUGUGUGAUCUGACUCUGGAACGAUACGAGGUCAGGGAGAAGAAGAUAUCUAAGAAGAGACCAAGAGGGUUAAAGGCGAUGGGCAACAUGGAUUCUGACUCUGAGUAGAAGAUAAAUUCUCCUUUGGGAAAUGAGCAUUGUUGUGGUAGGAUUGUGCGAGGAAGAUAGUGUUUAAUAUGAUGAGAAAUAUGUAAGAAAAGAAAAAUGUAAGAACUGUGUGAAUCAUCUUCACCUUUCACUUGUUGAAGGAAUGAAAAGAAUUUAAUUAUUUAUUCCUUU